Messenger RNA from Cladophialophora psammophila CBS 110553, 615 nucleotides. RefSeq lists its product as uncharacterized. The transcript has a single exon. Gene Ontology annotation, molecular function: protein binding. Lineage: Eukaryota; Fungi; Ascomycota; Eurotiomycetes; Chaetothyriales; Herpotrichiellaceae. The coding region runs from base 1 to 615 and encodes 204 amino acids. The record is from RefSeq and is a predicted model, not a curated record.
AUGCAUACUGCAGCGCUCUUCGGUUGCUGCAGUGCAUGCAAAGGUCUUUUAGAAGCUGGUUGCAGACCCAACGAUCAAGAUGAGGAUGGACCUACGGCCUUGAUUUUAGCGGCUGAGGACGGAUAUGAUUCCAUCGUCAAUCUACUUCUAGCUGCAGGUGCGUCGGUGAAGAUUGUGUCGUCGACGGGCGUGAGAGCAUUGUCAAUUGCCGCUGGGAAUGGCCACGCUGAAGCCGUCCGGCUUCUCUUGAGUCAUGGAGCGGACAAGAACUUCGUGAUGGAAGAGAGGGUACCUAUGUUGCUCACCGCAAUAUACCGCGGACAUCGUGAUGUGGUGAAUCUGCCGAUUGAAAGUGGCAUCAAUCUUGAGUCUAGGUGGAAAUCGUGGACGCCGUUAUACCUCGCAGCAGUCGGGGACGAUAUCACAACAGUGAAUGAGUGGCUUGAGAAAGACGUGGACAUCCACUGCCCUGGACCAGAUGGCAUGACGAUACUGCAUCACGCCAUCCGUCAUGGCAGACAUGAACUGAUCAAUCAUUUAUUAGAUAUGGGCUUCGAUGUUAAUGCCUGCAUGAAGCCGCAAAUGCCGGACAACUGGAGAUUUCGACUCGAUUGA